CUGUCUACUAAGUAUAGUGAACAAGCUUGUUUCUUCACUGUAUAUAUUAUUCAGCUAGGGAGGACCAUUUAAUCCUUACAAUAAUUCACAGUAUGAAGCCUUUUGUUCCAUCUUCCGUAGGUUGCAGCUGUUCACCUUUUCCAGUCUACUACCAUAUCUUUCUGUUUCUCUACUCUUCCACACUUCCACACUUCCACACUGCAACUCUGCAACUCUGCAACUUCACAGCUCUGCAACUUUACAACUCUGCAGCUCUGCCUCUUUUCUACUAUUCUGAUCCUUUCCAUCUACCAGAGAUCUCGACCAACCUGCCAUGGCUGCAUCAAAUUUCAAGAUCCUUCAGACCGGCUGCCAAGCAAGCGGCUUUACAUCCAAUAAUUGAGCUAGUGAUUGCCUACAAGCCGGUGUGGCUAUAUUCAAAAGCUAUUUACUUAUUAUUUUCUUCAUGGUUACAGGUGCUCCUAUCGAUGCCCUUCCACACGUUGAUUGCACUCUUCUCGUAUAAUAUUAUAAACAAUAUCUCCUUCACGACAUUCAACGUGAUAUUUCAGAAGCUUAGGAGGAUCUCCAAGCAACUGCAUUUCUACCAGCGCAUCAUUCUCACAAAUCCUACGUCGCUUUUGCUCAAGGUAUCCAAGGGGACAGAUUUACAGAAAUGGAAAGCCUCGGCGAAGAGCGCUAACACAUACUAAUCACUUAUCAUCCUCCGGUGGUUGCUGAAAACAUUAUCAACUGGGAAAUGCUUGAAUUCAUCCGGUUAUCUAGCUAAACUCCCAAGCAACAAGCUCUUUCGCUUCGAGGCUCUCCAAAAAUGAGGGCGUUUUUCUCUCUUCGCCUCUGCCGGAACUGGGCACGCGGAACCAG
Messenger RNA from Aspergillus uvarum CBS 121591, 864 nucleotides. RefSeq lists its product as uncharacterized. Lineage: Eukaryota; Fungi; Ascomycota; Eurotiomycetes; Eurotiales; Aspergillaceae. Bases 93 to 692 code for a protein of 199 amino acids. The transcript has a single exon. The record is from RefSeq and is a predicted model, not a curated record.